AUGGUUCAUUCAUCCCGCGUCACCAUCGGAGCCCCGCCGUUCGAUCGUAGUAUUAUCGAGUUGGAGUGGUCUUUCAAACAGCAGCAACCAUUAUUUAAUCUUGAAGCCUGUGGUGAUCGACAGCAACACCAAAAGACCGAGCAAACAACAUCAGAAACAGCAAAAACCGGUGAUAUUGUACAGCAAGUAUGUGAAUCUCCGUUAAACAAACAACUUCCAGUUGUUUCUGUUUCAAUUCAAUUCAUGAAAUAUGUUAGUUUAGCAUCGUUGACAUUACAAAACGUUGUUAGUAUUCUAUUAUUACGUUAUGUUCGGACAACGCGUGGACCACGUUUUAUUAAUUCAACAGCUGUAUUAAAUUCAGAGAUACAAAAAACAAUUUUGUCGAUAUUUCUAGUUAUUUACGAGGAAAAAAAUGUAAUUGGUGGCUUGAAAUCAAUUUAUAAGAACAUUGUUAAACAACCAAAGGAUACAAUCAAAACAGGAAUACCAUCGUUAUUGUAUACACUUCAAAAUAAUUUAUUAUUUGUAGCUAUAUCAAAUUUGGAUGCAGCAACGUUUCAGGUGAGUUAUCAAUUGAAAAUAUUUACCACAGCCCUUUUUAUGGUAUUUAUGUUACGUCGUCAACUGGGUUUAAUUCAAUGGAUUGCACUUAUUUUAUUAUUCUUCGGAAUAUCUUUAGUACAAAUAGAGAAUAUGACAUCGGCAACACCCAAACCCGAUGUCAAUGCUGUAGUCGGAUUGGUAGCAGUUAUAAGUGCAUGUACAUUAAGUGGUUUGGCUGGUGUUUACUUUGAAAAAAUUUUAAAAGGCUCAGAAACUUCAGUGUGGAUUCGUAAUAUUCAAUUGGGUGUAUUUGGAAUCUUUUUUGGUCUAUUAACCAUGAUCAUCUCAGACGGUCGAGAUGUGCAAAAACUUGGCUUUCUUUUUGGUUACACUAAGAUGGUUUGGUUAGCUAUCACGGUGCAGAGUGCAGGCGGUUUGAUAGUUGCAUUAGUUGUUAAAUAUGCCGAUAAUAUUUUGAAAGGUUUUGCUACAUCGUCCGCUAUUAUUAUAUCAUGUAUUGUUUCCAUGUUAUUAUUUGAUUUUCAUUUGACGAUAUUAUUUGCAAUAGGUUCAUUGUUGGUUAUAUUCUCAAUAUUUUUAUAUUCGAAACCAGAUUUAAUGUCUCAAAUACCAAUUUUAAAUGGGCUAAUCAGAGAUAAACCGAUAACAUUUUAA
Messenger RNA from Didymodactylos carnosus, 1221 nucleotides. NCBI's taxonomy places the organism in Eukaryota, Metazoa, Rotifera, Eurotatoria, Philodinida, Philodinidae. The record is from the annotation of a GenBank genome assembly.